Messenger RNA from Rotaria sordida, 1101 nucleotides. The record is from the annotation of a GenBank genome assembly. NCBI's taxonomy places the organism in Eukaryota, Metazoa, Rotifera, Eurotatoria, Philodinida, Philodinidae.
AUGCCCAACCCUAAUCAUAUGGUUAAACCGAUGGCGACCAAACAACAGGCAUCAGCACCACGAUCGGUCAAUGUUGACAUUGAUACUGUGAGAGAAGUUAAAACUGCAAAUACAACUUCAACUUCAACUUCUACUACAUCGACUACCACUACUUCUACUACAUCAACUAGCACUAGUUCUACUACAUCAACCACUACUACUAGCACAACAACAACUCCUCCUCCUAUUGUCGCAAUUACACGAACAGGUGAUCCAAUCAUAGGUGUGUACAAUACAACAGCUGGUGGAUCUAUCGGUGGUGUUAACGCCUUCUAUGCGGGCCCUUCUGAAUAUCCUACCUAUGCAAUUGAUAAUUCAACAAGCACAAAAUAUCUCAAUUUUGGUGUUAAUACCGGUGGUAUUACUGCGUAUCAACCAGGUAUAAACACUGGUUUUUAUGUAUCACCCGUUUCAAGUACUGCAUCAAUAGCUAUUGGUCUUCUCUUUGGAACAGCAAACGAUGUUCCAGAUCGCGAUCCAAUUACAGUAACACUUGAAGGAACGAAUGUAACUAGUUUGGCAGCACUUUAUCUUGGCUCAAGUUGGACACUUAUAUAUAGUGGUCCAACAGGUAUCAGUGCUAUAACUGAUCCAGGUCGGCAGGUGUAUGUUUCUCAACAAAAUUUUUCAAAUACACUUGUCUUCAGAAGUUAUCGACUUCUUGUUACAUCGCAACGUGGAAAUACCAAUUGUGUUCAAUAUUCUGAAGCUCAAAUUAUAGGGUAUUUGUGAAAGAAAAGCAAACAAAAUAAACAAUUGAUACAUGUUUUUUUUAAUAUAAAUGUACGUAACUUGAACUCUUUAAUAUUUAUUAUUUCAAUUCAAUAGAGUGUUUUUUUUUUGCUAACAUCUGUUCUCUUAAUAAAUGUAUACACUAGUUACUUUUUUGGUCAGAAGAAUUAAUCGAACAGUCAUAUUCGGUUGGAUUGAGUAGAAAUCUUGUCGAAAACCGGAUGAUGGAAUAACACCUAGAUUCCUGGUAUUGAGAACCCGAUCGGAUCCCACUACUAAAACUCGAUGAGAUUCUACUAUAGAAAACCGAAAAGAUCCUGAUGUUGUAAA